AUGCCACCUCUAAGGUCGAGAGCCGAGUCGCAGCUUCAAAAGGAAAAGCGAGUUCUCUUCAAAGGAGUUACGGAAUGUGGGAAACUAUGCUCUCGGGAAGUUGAUAGGGAAGGGUUCCUUUGGCAAAGUCUACCUAGCUACGCACAAACUCACCAAUGGAUCAAAGGGGACGAGUUGUACAACCAUCUCCUUCAACAUGGCCCGAUGCCAAUCGAAAAGACUCAGAAGAUAUUUACACAACUAGUUGGUGCUGUUGCAUAUGUCCACAGCAAGUCUUGCGUUCACCGAGAUCUCAAGUUGGAGAACAUUCUAUUGGAUAAACACGAGAAUGUGAAAUUAUGCGAUUUUGGCUUCACCAGGGAGUACGAAGGAAAGGCGAGCUAUCUACAGACGUUCUGCGGAACAAUAUGCUAUAGUGCGCCGGAGAUGCUCAAGGGCGAGAAAUACGCUGGUGAAAAGGUUGACGUGUGGAGUCUUGGGAUUAUUCUCUAUGCUCUCAUAGCUGGAGAACUACCGUUCGAUGAGGACGACGACCAGGUAACCAAGACAAGGAUUCUUACCGAAGAGCCCAAGUUCACCGACCGGUUUCCAGACGAUGCCAAAUCUCUGAUCAACAUGCUGCUCUCAAAACGCCCGCUUCUCCGUCCGACCCUCAGUGACGUCCUGGCCCAUCCGUUCCUUGCAGAAUAUGCACCGCAGCAGCAGGCGAACCUGAAGCUCACACGGCCACCCCCUUUCUCGACGCCGCUUGAAAAGGCAACGCUGGAGCGUAUGCGUAGCGCUGGCGUGAACACGGAGCAGGUCAUGCAAAAUGUGCUAGCACAGCGAUGUGAUUCUCUGGCGGGCUGGUGGACCCUGCUGAUCGAAAAGGAGGAGCGCAAGGAGAGACGGAGAGAGCGAAAGAGACGUGAAAAGGAAGCUGAGGCAAAGAAUCUGCGUCGACUGAGUGCUGCAAGCAGCCGGCUGGAACGGAUAUCUGCUGCUCUUGUCGAGGUUGAUGAAGAAGGCCACCCGGAAGAGCCUAGGGCUCGAGGCAGACGGGAGAGGAGAAGCCUGACAACUCAAGCGCAAUUGAAUAUUCCAGACCUGCCUAAGCUGCCUGAAAUUACACCAUCUUCUGACGGGCUGCUAACUCCUCCGCUACCGCCGCCACCGCCUCCUCCUCCGGUAGAAAAGGACUUUCCUCGAUCUCCUAGGUCUACUUCUCGCGGCCGUCCUGUUCCCCCUCCAAAGGAAAGACGGAUAUCCAAAGGAAGUACGUAUCAUCUAAGCGCUUCGCAGCCUGACCUGAUACGUCCUCAGGGGAUAUUAAGGCGUCAGGGCACCCGUCGCCGCCAAUAUCCCAUCAUCAGCCAGCUAGCCCAGCUCAAACACUGGAUAAUAGAGUCAACUAAACGCGCCAAAUCACCGCACUCAAAGCCCUUCUCGGGUUCUUCGACCAUGAAGUUCCUCUCUACUCACUCGAGCCCUCCUAAAAAGAGAGACGCGCCCAGCAAGGACACGGCCAUCACUCCAACUAGCGCUACUUUUGCUCAACACCAGCAAACACCAACGACGAAACGAUCUUCUAACGCAAGCAGUCUGGCACUUAGCAAUGCUUCCUACCCCGGCGCGAGACGGACUUCAUCACUAACCCAAAGACCCCUAAACACUUCAAACUCCCAUCAUCGCAACUCUCUCUCGCCUUCACCGUUGACUCCUCGAAAUUCAUACCGCCGCUCCUCUGCUGGUUUAAGAGGGCGGAAAUCCACUUCCUCGUCUGUCUCUUCAAUUCGAACUGUCCACCACGCUCAUUCUCAUUCAAAAACGUCCUCCAUAUCUUCCAACAGCAUAGACACAGUCUCUACCCCAACAGGUUCUACAGCCAAAGCUCUUGGUCGUUCUCCUCAUUCUUCAAUAAAGAUUCUUCCAGCAACGCCAACUUCCAUGCCUGUCUUUCCAAACAAUAUCAGGCUCGUAAGAGGGGGUAACAAUAAUAGCUUAACAAGCGCAUUCAACGAGGCUGCACCUGCUCUUAUCUCUUCACCCUCGUCCGGACCUAUUUUUGCUCGCAGAAAGCGAGCUACAUUCAAGGGGCCUUCUCUUACUUCCACACACAUGCUGUCCAGCAAUGGGCCGGGGACCCCCAGUCUGAUGCGGAGCAGGGCCAGCAGUGUAGCUUCAGGUGAAAUACUGAUGUCGGGAGCACGGAAGAGCCAAAUAAUAGAGGAAGAAGAGGAUGAAGUGCUGCCUGACGACACCACGGAAGAGGUAGACUGUUUCAGUCCAACUGAGGACCGGACUUCGAGUUUCCCAGAGCCUCCUUCUCCUGUCCUGCUUGAUGCUGAAUAUGCCACUGCAAUAGCUGCUGCCUUGGAUCCAAUAGCGCUUCAUACUGACUCUGAUCACGAGGGCUCUCCUGAUUCCCGCCAACUUCUUCCAGCCGCUGAGAUUACUGAACAUCCUUCUUUCUCGCAAAUAUCAUCUUCAGAGCACGAGAAGCCCAUCUUACGCCCUCCACGCUCAUCGUCGCUUCGGGAAGCAAAAGGCGGCUCUCCUGGCAGUUUCAAUGCCAAUGACUCCCUGGAGAAUAUCGAAGAGUCCCCAUCCCCUGCUUCUCUCAAAAAGUCUCCAACCCUAAAAGAUGCUUAG
Messenger RNA from Microsporum canis CBS 113480, 2631 nucleotides. Its product is annotated as protein kinase domain-containing protein. NCBI's taxonomy places the organism in Eukaryota, Fungi, Ascomycota, Eurotiomycetes, Onygenales, Arthrodermataceae. The record is from RefSeq and is a predicted model, not a curated record. Gene Ontology annotation, molecular function: protein kinase activity; ATP binding. Gene Ontology annotation, biological process: protein phosphorylation. The coding region runs from base 1 to 2631 and encodes 876 amino acids. The transcript has 4 exons.